AUGGCGCUGCGCAGCUGCCUGCAAGCCGGCUGGGGGCUGUUGCGCGCCGCUGGACCGCGGUGGCCGCCUGCCCGCGGGAUCUGCGCCGGGGGCCGGCCGCCGGCCUUCGGGUUCCUCUUCGACGUGGACGGGGUGCUUGUGAGGGGCAGCCAGGCGGUGCCCGCCGCCCGCCAGGCCUUCCGGAGGCUGGCGGACAGCAGCGGGCGGCUUCGGGUGCCGGUCGUCUUCCUGACCAACGCCGGCAACUGCCUGAGGUCGGCCAAGGCCCGAGAGCUCUCGCAGGCGCUAGAGCUGCAGGUGUCUCCGGAGCAGGUGAUCCUGUCCCACAGCCCCCUGCGGCUCUUCAGCCAGUUCCAUCAGAAGUGCAUGCUGGUAGCCGGGCAGGGGCCCGUGGAGGAGAAUGCUAAGGACCUGGGGUUCAAGCAUGUGGUCACCAUGGAGGCACUGAGAAAGGCAUUUCCACUGUUAGAUAUGGUGGACCAGAGCCGGAGGCCAAAGGCGUUGCCUCCUCCAACCACUGGCUUCCCCACUAUAGAAGGGGUGGUUCUCUUUGGUGAGCCAGUGAGGUGGGAAACAAGCCUGCAACUUAUUAUUGAUGUACUCUUGAGCAAUGGGAACCCUGGGGCAGAGCUGCAAGACAUACCAUACCCCCAUCUGCCUAUCCUUGCCUGCAACAUGGACCUCCUGUGGAUGGCUGAAGCAAAGAUGCCCAGGUUUGGCCAUGGCACUUUCCUGCUGUGCUUGGAGAGCAUCUACAAGAAAGUGACAGGCCGGGAGCUGAAGUAUGAGGCCUUGAUUGGCAAACCCAGCACGGUCACCUACCGCUAUGCUGAGUACUUGAUAAAAGAGCAAGCCCAGAAACAGGGCUGGAUGGUCCCCAUCCGCCGCCUCUAUGCCAUUGGGGAUAACCCCAUGUCUGAUGUCUAUGGGGCAAACCUCUACAACAACUACCUCAAGUCAGCUCAGCGGAGCCAGGCGCAGGCUGGGGUGAAGAGGAGCCCGGAGGCAGCCAGUCCCCAGAGCCAGCUGAGGGAGAGCUGUGAGGGCUCAGUGGAGAGCUGUGAGUCCAUCCUGGUCUGCACUGGGGUCUACCGCCCCGAGGCUGCUGCUCCCAGGCCGACACAGGAGGGCACGACAGAGGCUGUGUUCCACGGCCAUCGGGACUUCUGCUUCGACCCCGGCCUGGUGGAGGCUUCCUACAUAGUGCAGGAUGUGAAUGAUGCUGUGCAGCUUGCUUUCAAGAAGGAGGACUGGAGCUAGGGUUAAGA
Indicator indicator is the source of this 1268-nucleotide messenger RNA. RefSeq names its product haloacid dehalogenase like hydrolase domain containing 5 (gene HDHD5). The transcript is spliced from 8 exons. Bases 1 to 1260 code for a protein of 419 amino acids. Gene Ontology annotation, cellular component: mitochondrion. Gene Ontology annotation, biological process: glycerophospholipid biosynthetic process. Lineage: Eukaryota; Metazoa; Chordata; Aves; Piciformes; Indicatoridae. The record is from RefSeq and is a predicted model, not a curated record.